AUGAAUAUACUAACUACAAAGGAUAAAAUAAGUUUGCACCCGCAUCAAAUUUUAAAUGCUGCAAAUUAUUUCUUUAAACAAUUUUAUGUAACUUAUUUAAAUAGGGAUAUUCUUUUUAUCAACUCCUUCUCCGUCAAAAAUAAAUUCAACUGCUUUGAAAAGUCUCACCAUGAGAAGAAAUACUUGAAUUAUCGUAUCAUAAUAAAUUUGAUAAAUUUUUUAAUAAAAACAAAUCCCCGAAAUGUGAGUGCUACCAGAAAUCAUGUGAAAUGUACCUCAUAUGUGGAGGGAAAUAUUCCUACUUACAUUACCACUAAUCAUAUAAGCAGGAAAAAUUCAACAAUGGAAAGAAAAGAAAGUGUAGAAAAAAAAUCGAACAAAGAAAAAAAUGAAAAAGUGGUAGAUGGUGAGAAGACAAAGUUAGACCAAGAUCAUGACCAAGUUACACAAGAUUAUAAUAUAGGUGAUACGUCAACAGAUAUACAAUGUUAUUUUCCCGAAAAGGAACCCGCUUUUCAUUUAUGGCAUAAACAAAAGAAUAUACAUCACUAUAAUAUAGAUCCAUCUGCAAGAACAAAAAAAAUACAAAUAUAUUACAACUGUGAAAUGAUCGAUAUGGAAAGAAAAAUAUAUAAAAUUAAAAAAGUUUUACGAAAUGGUAACCCAGUGGAUAUUCUUCUAAUUUGUAGCAAUGAUAAUAGAGCUAAGAAAAGGGCCAAAAGAGAAAAGAAAAAAAAUAUAAUAAAUAAACAGGAUUAUGAAAGUACAAGUGAAGACGAACAUAUUACGAAAUUCCCUGUUAAAAAUAAAUCUGCACAUUUUGCAGAAUUGAAGAAAUUAAAUGAAUCUAAAUAUUCAACCCACAUAAACGUCAAAAUAAAUUUCCUCCUAAAUCACUUGGAAAAAAUUUCAACCGUAGAUGAAAUAUUUAGACAUGUCAAAAAUGGAAAAUACGUCAUCCUAAUGAAGGUCUAUCCAAGAUGA
Plasmodium gonderi is the source of this 984-nucleotide messenger RNA. RefSeq lists its product as hypothetical. The record is from RefSeq and is a predicted model, not a curated record. NCBI's taxonomy places the organism in Eukaryota, Apicomplexa, Aconoidasida, Haemosporida, Plasmodiidae. The transcript has a single exon. The coding region runs from base 1 to 984 and encodes 327 amino acids.